AGUCAAGAGAAAGACUCUGCCAGGCAGGAGAAGGCUCAGCUCCAAGACAAACUGGAGAACCUUGAGCAGGUCCUGAAGCAUAUGCGAGAGGCUGCGGAUCGGCGGCAGCAAUUGGAGGCAGAGCAUGAGCAGGCCUUGGCUUUCCUCAACUCCAGACAGCAGGAGAUCAACCUUCUGCAGAAGGUUCAGGCUGAAGCUGAAAAAGAACGCGAAGAAGUGGUGCAUCUGCUAGAGAGCCAUAUGGACAAAAUGCAGGUCAAGGUUCAUGACUUAGAGCAGAAAUGCCGGACACAGAGUGAGCAGUGCAAUAUUUUGUCGAAAGAGCUGGAGAGAUAUCACUUGGGGUCAGACGCGGAGGAGACACUGAACACUGACUCACAGGAGAAAAACAGUUACAACAGCCUGCAGCGCGAGGCUGAAAAAAGUGAUGAGAGAUCUGACAGAUCUCCACUGGUCUCAGAACUGCCCAUAGUACAGCAACACAAGAGAGACAAGCCAGAGCAGCUGUCGGUCAAACCCACCGUUCAAACCCAGAGUCGCUCCAGUAGCCCCAUGCAAGCAUCCCUCUCAGAGGUUUGUCAUACAUCACAGCUGCAAUGUGAUCAUUCAGUUAACUGUUAUAAUCCCUAUGAUGGACCUAAUGAGCAUCCAGAAGCAGAGCUUCCUCUUGUGGCAGGGAAGUAUUUGUACGUAUAUGGGGACAUGGACGAUGAUGGAUUUUAUGAAGGAGAGCUGUUGGAUGGCCAGCGUGGCCUGGUUCCCUCAAAUUUUGUGGAGUUUGUCCAGGACAAGGAAAAGCCAUCUAUCGAGGGUGGAGAGGAGCAGGGCAGGCUGGAGCAGAGCUGUCUGAGCCUGAUGACCAUAGAUGGAGGUGCUCAUCUGGACAGCCUUAGGAGCGACGCCCUCGGCCACUGCACCAAUGGGACAGGUGCACUGGAUGGAGAGGAGCUGGGUGAUGACAUCGUGCCUUACCCCAGGAAGAUCAACCUGAUCAAACAGCUGGCAAGAAGUGUGAUAGUGGCCUGGGAAGCACCUCUAGUGCCCCUUGGCUGGGGCAACAUAAAUGGCUACAAUAUCUUAGUGGACGGGGAAGUACGUUCCUCUGUGCCAUUUGGAAGCAGGACCAAACUGCUUCUCGAGAAGCUGGACCUGGCUUCCUGCACAUACCGCGUGUCAGUACAGAGCGUGACGGACAGGGGGCUCUCCGAUGUGUUGCGCUGCACCUUGCUGGUGGGCCGCAAUGUUGUGGUGGCACCCACCGGCUUGCGCAUGGACGAUAUUUUACGUGACUCCGCCGAACUUUCUUGGCUUCCCAGUAAUAGUAACUACGGCCAUGUUGUGUACUUAGAUGGUGUGGAGCAUGCUGUGGUGAGGCCGUGCUCUUACAAACUGCGUUUUGUGAACCUGAAGGCCGCCACAGUGUACAAGGUAAAAGUGUUGGCCAAACCUCACCAGGUGCCCUGGCACAUGCCCCUGGAACAGAGAGAGAAGAGAGAGACUGGGGUGGAGUUCUGCACCCAAGCUGCAGGACCCCCUCUACCUCCUCAAGAAGUCCAGGUCCAGUGUGGACACGCCCCAGGGGUCCUCCAAGUCCGUUGGAAGCCCCCUCCAAUGACAACCAUGGGAACCUCCAAUGGUGCAAAUGUCAUUGGCUAUGCAGUGUGCACAAAGGGUCAGAGGAUCGCUGAGGUGAUGUAUCCACUGGCAGACUAUGUGGCAGUCGAACUGAACCGUCUCCAGUGCUUGGAGGCUCAUGAGGUUAUUGUCAGGACUUUAUCAGCACAAGGAGAAUCUCAAGACUCCCAUGCCGCCGUCAUUCCAAACCACCUGCUGGUGCCUCUUCCUAAAACCCUCCCUCCUUCUCACCACAUGCCCCAGCAGUCCCAACCAAUGCCUCCUCAUCCCCAAAUCCGGACCCUUCCCCCUCACCCUGGACCCCAACCACCCACCCAUCUCCAACCCCUUCCCGUUCACCCCAACCAGCCCCCAUCUCAUCUCCAUCCCCACCGUAUGCCCCAUCACACACAGCCCUCUCCACCCCACCUCCAGCCUUUACCACCACACCCCAUUCCAAUGCCUCAGCCUCAGUCGUCCAUGCCAAUGCCCCAACCCCAACCCCAGCCUCCCAUGCCUAUGCCUCAACCCCAACAGCCCAUGGCCAUGGCCAUGCUCCAACCCCAGCCAGCCAUCCCCAUGCUCCAACCCCAGCCCACUAUCCCGAUGCCCCAGCCUCACAUUCCCCAACUGCCCCUUCCCCAAUCCCAAAGACCACUAAGUGCCAGAGAGCUGGAAACCAAAGAGCAAGGGCCAGGAAUGCUUCAUCAUGGAGGGGGCCCACCUCAGCCAUGGGAGCCUGGCUGCUCCCCAUCUGGCCUGCCUACAGGCUUGCCACACGGACACACCCUGGAUGCCCCGGCCUGCCCAAACCGCCGUUCCCCAUCACCUCAAAGGAUCCUCCCCCAGCCCAGGGGUACGCUCAUUCCUGACACUGUAGCCAAGGCUAUUGCCCGAGAGGCAGCCCAAAGAGUGGCUGCAGAGAGUGGACGGAUCCAGAGGAGAAGCCAGGGCUUUCACUCUCAAAAUUCAGAUGAGGAAGAGGAUGAGGAAAGCUAUCAGGCCCGCAGAAGAGGAGCAUCUAUGGAUGACUUCCUCAGGGGCUCAGAGCUGGGCAGGCAGUCUCAUUACAGUCACAGCGAAGAGUAUCAUACAGAGAGCAGUCGAGGUUCGGACCUCUCAGACAUCAUGGAAGAGGACGAGGAGGAGUUGUAUUCUGAAAUGCAGCAUGAAGAAGGCAGGCGACGAAACUCCCACAAUGCACCCAAGACCGGAGCCAGCACUCCAUCUUCGAGUCAGCUGGAUCGGGAAUCAUACCGGAAGCCAUCUCACCGAGAACCUCAACCUCAGCGACGACCCCUCACGGUCCCAUCCAUUGAUGGAUACCGGGACCAAAGCCGCCGCUCUCCCCCAUACUAUGAUGAGUCUGAGCAGGAGGAUCCGUUUCGAAUCUUUGUGGCGCUCUUCGACUAUGACCCUCUCUCCAUGUCCCCUAACCCUGAUGCAGCUGACGAGGAGCUCCCGUUUAAAGAGGGACAUAUUAUCAAGGUGUAUGGGGAUAAGGAUAACGAUGGCUUUUAUCGUGGGGAGAUCCGGGGCAGGUGUGGACUUAUUCCCUGUAACAUGGUGUCGGAAAUCCGUGCUGAGGAUGAUGAAACCAUGGAGCAGCUCAUGAAACAGGGAUUUCUCCCUCUCAACACUCCUGUAGACAGAAUAGAACAAAAUAGGAGAGGUCGCCACCCAGUGGCCACAAGAAGAAUGGUUGCCCUGUACGACUAUGACCCCAGAGAGAGCUCCCCAAACGUGGAUGUUGAGGCUGAACUGACAUUCUGUGCUGGCGAUAUCAUUGCUGUUUUUGGGGAUAUAGAUGAAGACGGCUUCUAUUAUGGUGAGCUUAAUGGACAUCGGGGCUUGGUUCCAUCCAAUUUUCUCGAAGAAGUGCCUGAUGAUGUGGAGGUCUAUCUGACAGAUACUCCCUCCCACCAUGGCCAGGACGAGCCCAAUCCAGUGCUGGCACCACGCCCAGAAACCAAACGGGUGCCUGUGGAAAGUACAGUGCCAGCUCCGGCCCCUGGAAGACCCGCCUCUCCCACUGUGCGUCCUAUGCUUCCUGUUGGCCCAGUCAGGCCACUGAGCCCUGCCAGGGGUCCAAGAGACCUGGCAUCUAAAAAUAAAAAAGGACUGCUCUCUAAGGGGAAGAAACUGCUCAAAAAGUUCUCAAAGUAAAAGUAUGAGUUUGAUUUCAAAUUCAUAUGGCUACAACAGCAUACAGAUUUCUCUGUCAAAAGAGAGACUGCCAAUCCCCAUCGUUUUGGAAAAGUCUUCGGUGAUUUUUUUUGUCACAAAAAAAUAAAUCUAAACAGCUUUCACAUUAACAUGCCACGUACAUAUCAUGAAAUAGAUCUAAUAUCCAGAUGAAAAGGAAUGACAUAUAUAGACAGUGAGCUUGCUAACUGGCUUUCAGAAUGAAAGCAUCUAUUCAUGCUGUGAGGUAGAGGACAAAGAGACAUUAUUAAUAUUUAAGGAAUUCCUUUUAUUAUAAUUUCCAUAUUUCAAGUCAAAGUGCUGGAUUUUGAAUGAAAUAUUCAAUCUCAUAGAUUUUAAAGUUUGGUAUAGCACUUGGUGAUAAAAACAGU
Molecule: messenger RNA, 4190 nt
Organism: Sinocyclocheilus rhinocerous
Lineage: Eukaryota; Metazoa; Chordata; Actinopteri; Cypriniformes; Cyprinidae
Product: RIMS-binding protein 2-like
Exons: 19
Coding region: 82-3780 (1232 amino acids)
Biological process (GO): neuromuscular synaptic transmission
Molecular function (GO): protein binding
Source: RefSeq, a predicted model, not a curated record